Molecule: messenger RNA, 902 nt
Organism: Nematostella vectensis (starlet sea anemone)
Lineage: Eukaryota; Metazoa; Cnidaria; Anthozoa; Actiniaria; Edwardsiidae
Exons: 2
Coding region: 201-644 (147 amino acids)
Molecular function (GO): protein binding
Source: RefSeq, a predicted model, not a curated record
UGUGCGUUUUUCUCUCGAUCAACAUUGGCCUUGUGUUUCUCGCCAAAGAAAAGUGCCUCUUCCGUUUAUACUUGCAAACUUCAAAUAAACGAAGGACACGUUAACAGUGCUGUAAGCUAAAAACGCACAACAAUUGCAAGGCUUUUUUUUAAAAAAACUUCUACUUCUAGUGUGACCGUUCUAGGAAGAAGAUCCACAAAAUGUCAUCAAUUCUUGUAAAAGCGUAUUUGCACCCCGACACUCAAAAGCAAGAGAUUCGAAGAAUUCAUGUUGACGAGCUAACCACCAAGAAGUAUUGUGACUUUGUCCCCAAAGUCACGGCGGCUUUUCCCGAAUUGAAGGAAGCAGAAAAUGUUAAACUAUUUUGGAAAGAUCAGGAAAACGAUUUAAUAUGCCUAUCAACUGACUCAGAGCUUUCUGAGGCCAUGAGCCAUCAAUCCUCCGAAGACACAGUGCGAGUGUUCUUGAAGACUGCAGACACUCCAGCUCCUGAACAAUGCAUAUCCCCUGAGGAAUGGUGGAAAAACCUUCAUACCUAUAUAGGAGAGUAUCAGCCUUUUGCAAGAGGCCGGUUUGGUCGUCAUAAGGGAGGUGGUAUGAGACAUGGAGGGCGCUGCCAAUGUCAACAAGACCAAGAUGACUAAUAAACACUUUAAAUCAUCAUAACAUUUAAAUAAUACAUAAUACUACUGUUACAUAUAUCUGGCUGUAAAUAUAGCCUGUAGCCUAUAUUUAUUUUUUUGUAAAAAUAAGAUUAUAAGAUUAAGAUUAUUUGAAGAUUAAUAAGAUCAUUUUGUUUAAUAUGACCAGAAUAUCAAAAAAGGAUGACUUUCUUAGCAUCUUUGUAUGAACUAGUAUAAACAAAUUUCCUUGGUAUGAAAUAAAAGAAGCAUUAAUAGGAA